Molecule: messenger RNA, 570 nt
Organism: Paramecium tetraurelia
Lineage: Eukaryota; Ciliophora; Oligohymenophorea; Peniculida; Parameciidae
Exons: 1
Source: RefSeq, a predicted model, not a curated record
AUGAGUAAGUAGCCAGAUUAUCAAAAGGAAGGAAUUCAAUAAAAGGAGAUAGAGAACUAUGAUUUAAAUAAAGAAGCAGAUUUAUUGUAAAUAGAAAAAGUUAAGGAUGCAGAUAGGAAGCGGUAUAUUGUAACAGGUAGGAAGAUCGCGGUUGAACAUACCAGGAAUUGGUGGGAUCUUUUUGAUAAUAAGAUGUAUGUAAUCUGUCAAACCCGGGGUUUGCCAGAAGUGGUAUAAUAUGGUAUCUUAGAGUUGGGAAUGAAGGUAGUACACUGAUACGAAUGCUUAUGAGUAAGAAGAUGGUAAAAGUAUGGGCAAGGUAGAGGAAUAGUAAUGGAUAAUCAAGGAUGAUGAUAGAAUCCUAAAUAUCUUCUGUAAUUUAAGUUCAAUGGAUAUACGAUUCCUAAUUGUCGAUUCUUUCAGUCAUGGAAGGAUAUCAUAAAGCAUGAAUGCCAUAUGAAGUGAAAUUUGGGGACACCAACAGGAGACUUAAGCGUUGGAAUCUCUAUUCACACAAGCUAAUGAUUUGAUAUAAUAAUUAAUAAAAGUCAAGUUUAUUAUUUAGAAGAA